CUUCUUCUUCUCAUUCCAGCUAUCACCGUUCAAGCGCAAACACAACAAAAACGUUCAUCGCGCAUCACCAGCUCUCGCAGUUUCGGUACAAAUGUCAAAGCGUCCGCCUCGAAUGGUAUUAAUUUCGAUUGCCCCGAAGAGUUUGGCUACUAUCCGCAUCCGUCCGAUUGUACACAGUAUUAUGUGUGUGUAUUCGGUGGCGCAUUGCUCGAAAGUUGCACCGGCGGAUUGAUGUAUUCGCAUGAGCUACAAACCUGUGAUUGGCCACGCAAUGUGGGUUGUGAAGUUGUCGAUAAUAGCGCCGCGUCCCUAGGCAGCACUGGUAGCGCUGGUGGCACACGUUCGGGCAAGCAACAACAACAACAACAACAACAAUCAAUUAACAGUCAACAUGUGCCAAGUCGUAUACGUUUCGGUUCGGCAUUUAGCAGUCCGGCAGGCACAACACAGUCACCGAAGGCAACAGUGCCACCGCAAUAUCAUCGCCAGCCACCGCAGGUCAUACAGGCGCAGGUGCAGUCAUUGCCACAGCAUGCGGGCACAGUGAUUGGUACGCGUGGACAGCCGAAACCAUUCGAUACACAAGAGGAUAUAGCGAAGCUUUAUGCUGACGCACAUGAGACGCUGCCCCCAGUCGAAGAGGAGGAAAGCGAUCGUCAGCAGCGCGUCUAUCGCGGCCAACCAAGUACAGUCAGUCAGGUGCAACGCGAUCGUGAUGGCAUCUUACACCAAGCGAGCAUCAAUGCCAUACCAAAUCAUGGCAAAAUCGGUUCCUACGCCUUCGGCUCUCAAUUUAGCCGGAACCACCACAUUGACCUCAACUUAAACAACAAUGAUCUUUGUAUCGAAACCCUACUUGAAGAAAACGACUUGGCUGACGUUGAACUGGGCAGCGAUGAAACUACUACGCACAAACGCGUGAAACGGGACUUAAAUGUCCCCAAUAAUGAAGACACCAAAAUCGUUUACAACAUCGGUGAAAUUUUAAAGACUGAUAAGAAUCCAAAGACUUUAGGCGAAACGCGGGCGCUGCAGUACAAUACUGGUGAGAUUUUGAAGACUGAAGAACACCAAAGGACGUUAGACAAACCAAAGAUCGCGACAUAUUUAAACACUGACGAAAUACAAACUGCAACGACGGGCGACGUGAGACCAUUUCCGAGCACUAAAGAACUUGGUUAUGCGAUGGCCAAAGAGAGCAGCGAACAAAAGGGCCUACCUUUGUACAAUGAAAACACGACAGUGCAAAACACACAAGUGCAGCCGGCGCAGAAAUUCGUGGAAACUGAGGAAAAUAUGCAAGAAUCGAUAAUGGAAAUUGUAGAGCAAAUAUUGGAAGAACUAAAGGGAGCCGGUGAUCAGCCAGAGAAGUCAACAGAUGGCGCGCAAGAGCACUUGGAGCAAGCAGAUAUGCAGAACACACAAGUGCAGCCGGCGCAGACAUUCGUGGAAGCUGAGGAAAAUAUGCAAGAAUCGAUAAUGGAAAUUGUAGAGCAAAUUCUGGAAGAACUAAAGGGAGCCGGUGGUCAGCCAGAGAAGUCAACAGAUGGCGCGCAAGAGCACUUGGAGCAAGCAGAUAGCGCGACCUCAUCCGAGACCACCGCAAGUAGCAAGCGCAUUGAUGAACUCAACACAGAAACCGGCCGUGAAAUGCCCAACUCAGCCGGGGAUCCCAUUAUGGAGACGCUUAACAAUAUUGCCGCACUCCUCGACAUGGACUACGACACCGAUGCUGCAAAUGAUAGCACAGCUGUCGAAGCGCGUAUGCGUGGCACACGUCAGCUGCGGCAAUACUUCAGUGGAGGCGCACGCUAUCAGAUACAAAAUGUGCCCGGCACACAUUAUCGUUCCAUUGAUGCUGGUGGUGGCCCAUAUCAACAACAGCAAUCGAGCAUCAGCUUUGGUGCGUACAACCCCUAUUUGUCGCCGCCCUCCACCUCAGCUAACUACAAUCAAUUGAGUCCUGGAUAUCAGGUAUAUCCACAGCAGCAGCAACUGCAGCGGCCACAAACCUUUGGCGGUGGUGGCGUUCCAAAGCAUAAAUUCACCUACACCGCGGCAUUGAAUCCACCACCGCCACCGGCAACAGCGCCGCUAAUAGAAGAUGACUUUCGACCGAUGGCGGCUAAUUACUAUCGCACGACAACUACACUACGGCCAUCGACAACCGCUCGGCGUCCAAAUCUCUUCAACAAUCCCGAACUGAUACCGUACAUACUGCAGUCACUGCGCGAGUACCAGGAGCAGCGCAAAAAGAUGCAGCAGCAGAAUUUUCAAUAUUUCCAUUUAGAGAAUGGAGACUCGGACGUCGCCACGCUGCCGCAAAUGCCACACUAUCAGUCAACAAAAACGCCACUGAAGGUCACCUCCAACACACAUUUUGCGCAAUUCAGCACUAUGGGUGGCUUCUACAAUAACCAGCACAGUAGCCAGGAGGAGGUGAGCGGCGAUUACAAACCGACUGUGAAGUAUCCCUCCAAAUUGGUCUCGCAAUACAGCAUAGUUGACAAUUAUAUACCCACCACAACGGAAAGCAACUACUACAAGUACAAUUUGUUGGCCAACCAAAAAAUGAAGGGCACGUACCAUUCGACGCCGGUGCCCAGGUAUACGACUCAAGCGCCACCCACUUCGAAUAUCAAUAUAAUUUCAGCGCCGAAUUUAACGCCAUCGCACGUGACCACGACGACUACCAAGUUUCCCAAAUACAACAGCUUCGAGAAGUAUCCGCAGAGCCUCGCUUUCUCAAACAAUUCAGCACAGUUUCCGGAGUCCUAUCAGGUCUUCACCAAAGUGCGUACGUCUACAAUAUCACCGAAAUUGAAGAUUUCUCAUCCCACCAGCUCAACGGUAACCACAACUAAUGCGCCUCAGUCCUCCCGCAAGCCGGCUUUGACUCUGCAGUUCAACGUGCCCGAGUUCGUUGCAAGUUUGCAGUCCUCCGACUUGGCCAAUAUGAAUCCGCAAGUGGUCAAUAUGAUCAAAUAUUUCAAGCAGCUGAAUGCACCACAGCCAGGGCGUAAACCAGUCACUACCAGCACCAAAACUAGUCAACCUAAUAAGCAUGUUGAACAGUACGACGAGCAAAUCGAAGCUACAACCGAGCAAAAUAGGCAACGGCCAACUGUGACACCCACGAGGCGUCCAGUGAAAGGCUACGAAGAUUUCCUGAAGAGCAUACCCAAUCAGUCACAUAAAUUCAAUGCACAUAGCAUACACCAAGGCAGACCAUUCAGUACGACCACUAGCAGCACGAUCGCGCCCGACUACUACGAUGAGUACGGCGAAGAAGAAGAAGACGAGUCGCUUGGUACUGACAGCGAUGAUGACAUCAUGCCACCCUCGCAAAUGCCACCGUACAUGCCCAUGUCUGAGACAAUGGCGCCACCACGUCCACAAUUUAUGCCGGCUGCGACACCUACGCCUACAACAUCGACACCGGCUAGCGCACAGCACGCGAAACCAAACUUUCAGACGGGCUUCUUCGAGGCGACCACGACGCGUGGUCCGUUUGGUGGUGCUGUGCAUUUCCACCAAUUCUAUCAAACAACAGCGAGCACGCAGGGUACUAAGCAGCACAAUCAAAUACCUUCGUUCAUCAACUUUCCCAGCGAUAUAUUUCAAGAUAUCAAACAACGUCUGCCGCCAAGGCCGCAAUUGGGUUCGACUGUACCGACUUUGACUAACAAUAUUAACAAUAAUGUACGAUUUACGAUCACAAGGACGACAACGACACCCGCGCCGCAUACCACUACAACAAGGGCACCAAGCACAACAACCACCAUGACGACAACGACGACACAACGCACGCGCUACACAGUACGGCCGUCAAUUCGUCAACGUGGUCAGAGUAAAUGGCAAACCAGCGACAGUAGCAACAAGGAGUUGAACAACGUUCAGCAUGGUAGUAAUUACAACAGCAACAGCAAAGGCAACAAGACCGAUUUUGGCGCGCAAAGUUUUCGUAAGCGGCCCGCAGCCACACCAGCGUCCUCGGCUUUGGGUUCGGUGCAAUUGAACGUGAAUAUGCACUUGGACGACGUGGCGGACAGUGGACAAAGGGAAGCAUCAGAGCAUUUACCGGUCUUCAAUAUAAACGAGAACCUGAUGACACGCCAAGCCUUGGAUUUGUGUUCAGACUUCACGUCAACUACACGAUACGUCCAGCGUGCCGCAAGUAUGAUGGCAUCGGGUACCAGAAACUUGAAGGUUUUGGACGAGUUUAUCGCCCAAACCAGACCCGAAUCAUCCUCGCCAUCAUCACCACAAUCGCAAUUGCCGCCCAGUCAUUAUGCACAGCAACAGCAACAACAACAACAACGUCCACCGACUGGCGUGAUUGUGGAGGCGAUACCAUCAACAUCAUCCAUACAAAAUCCCAAUCGUAAUUACUAUAACACAACGGCAUUAUUAAAUCAUGCGGGCUAUGAGUCACAAGCAAACAUACACCUCCAACAACAACAACAACAUCAUCAUCAGUUGCAUCAGACUCAGCAACAGGCUGAUGAGCAACAACAAUUAGUUGGGUUGCAUAAUCAACAUCAGCAACAACAACAGCAGCAACACCAACAACAACAUCAGCAGCAACAGCAACAAGCACCGCAACAAUCCAACCAGGAGCAAAGCUCCUAUGAACAAUAUUACUCAGUUUAUGAUGAUGAUCUUGAUUUGUAUAGGGAUAUAGAAUAUCAGCAGCAGCAGCAACAGCAGCAGCAGCAACAACAGCCACCACCGCAGCAACAAUAUCAGCCGCCGCCACAACAACAACAACAACACCAACAACAGCCUGUACGUCAACAACCCGUUCAACAAUCGACCUAUCGUCCGUUGGAAAUAUUGACAACACCAGCGCCACGAGAGACUUAUAAGCCACAAGAGAAGCCUACUUACAACAAUAAUCAACAAUCGUUGAUCUAUAAUACAGACUAUGAUGAGGAUCUGAUUGCACAGAUCGAGCAGGAUAAUGUGUAUGAUCAGCCGACACGUCCGCCACUGAGAUCUAAAACGCAUGCAAAUAAAUACCAAAAGAACCAACGUACGCAAUCCAAUCCACCACAACAACCACCUUCCGCAAUCAAAACACCACCCCCAUCUCCAACUCCACCUACAUCUUCCCCAACUCCAACGCAAAGAACAACAAGCAUACCAACCGCCAUUACAACGACAACAUCCACACAAAAACCCCAACCGUUUCCCAGUGCACAUUAUUCUAACUCGGACGAGACGUUUGUCACGGUAGUCUCCAAGCCGCACAGUCUCGCCGCACAAAACCCAAAUAUACCAGAACAAAACAGAAAUCCCUCUAACACGCCCAAUACACCGCAGUCCCAGUCAUCCUUGUUAGGUUUUCAAACGGUGGACGACAUUGAAACUAUCUCCGACGCCAGUCAAAACGUACACGUACAGACAGCUGAACCCUUUAGAAGUGCUGGUCGUCCGUUUGAGUCAAGCACUGCUCUUAACGGUAGGGGAAAAUUUUUGGCUGUCAUUGACAAAGUGGAGACGUAUGCUGACGGUUCGCAUGGCAAUUCGGUACGCGCAAUUAGUGAUAAAGUCAUUUCACAUGAAAAAUAUGGAUCCCACGAGAAUGCCUAUCGCAGCAGCAAGCAAUCGAAUGAGCACUAUGGUAAAAUAAGUGACGUCAAAUCACCACAGAAGAGCCGUUUGCAAAGCUAUAUUGUCUCCGAUGUCGCGCCGCAGAGUUUCAAACCCGUGCCAACCGUUAAAGAGGUUGCGUUGCCAUCUCCAGAGCCUGAGACUGUUUUAGAGCUUAUAAGCGGUGAGAGCUCCGCAUCCAGCACUACACUUCGUUACCCCACAAACAUAGUCUACGAGCCGAAACCUUUUAAGUAUAAUCUACACACAGGUGCAAAUGGUUUUAGUUUGCGCGCGCAAGGCGCAGAGGAGGCGGGGAAACCCAUCUAUGAGCGUAGACCAAAUGUGACGCCGCAACAGCUUUCGACGACAAAUCGUGCGAUAGCGACGCCAAGCGCAGCCACUAGCACUACCAGCACAACUACAAACAAGCCAACACAGCGAGCCCUCUUGCCCGAGGCUUCGUACGAGGAUGAAAUUGUGCCAACCACAUACGCACCGCCUUUGCGAAACGGCUGGCGUGUGGGCCGCACUAGCACACGGCCAUUGCAGCACAUCGUUUUGGAGACGAAUAUUGAGGAUGACCAUGUCUCUAGUUCGGGCAGCGAGCAAAGCGUGGUGAGGGCAUUGAAGGAAACCAGCACUGUGCGUCCAACCACGAGCAGCAGCACCACAACGUCGACAACUACAACGCCACGUACUACUAGCAGCACUACGACCAGCACCACAACCACAACUACAACUACAACAACAACCACAACGACGACGCCUGCGCCUGCGCCAGCGCCCGCAUUUGUAUUUCCCACCACAGAACGUGCUGCACAGAGUUACACACCGCGCGCGCUCAGCUUCAAAGAUAACCUAAUCAAAACCACCGGCAUUCCUGCGCAGCGCUUUGUCUCGCCAUAUAAAAGCCUUGAGACUAUACUUCAAGAGAAAGAUGAUCGCUACACGGGCGCAAACUCACUCCGCAGCACCGUUAAGCCACGUUAUAUGAACCCAACAACACCCUCAACAUUCACACAAAGCACCAGCAAGCCCCUACGCAGCUACUUCCUCAUCACAACUCCUCCAAGGAAUCUUAGUGACUCGAUUUUUGCCACAGCUUCGACAGGCAUACGGAAUUUCAGCGUGAGCGAUACCAUACUCAGCACCUUUUCAAAUACACCACCCAGAUCUGCUGCGCCGCCGCAAUCUUUGGCUAGCACCACGUCUACGACAACGACCACCAAAGCGCCCACCACCGAGGCUACAACUGAGAGUACAACACCGACGACGAUGUCCACAGUCAUUGUUACCGCACCUAUACGCAUCGCAGUUUCAAGCCAAAACACACUGAGAGCUCAACCCCUGGGAAGUGAUUAUGGCGGCGGAAAAAGUUCGGAGACACCACGUCCACGCGGACGCUCACGUUACUCUGCGGCGACAGUAAAUGCAUUCGAAGAACCAACAACCUAUGCGCCAAGAGUACGCUACCCAGGUGCCAGCGCAGCCGGUUAUGAAGCUGUCACGUCUUCGCCCAACGAUAGCUAUACAAAAAGGCGAACGCUGCAACGCGCACGCAUCGCGGCCAUACAGGGUCAACGUAGUGGACUGAGCGCGAAUGCACCGCUGAAGUCUCGCGAAAAAUAUGAAAGCUACAAGGCCGAGCAGCAACAGAAACAGGCUACUAUUACGGCGUACGGGCAAACGGCACAGAAGUCGGUGAAUCGAAAACCGAUUGAGAACGAAUCGACUGUGGAG
Rhagoletis zephyria (snowberry fruit fly) is the source of this 7338-nucleotide messenger RNA. RefSeq names its product mucin-5AC-like. Gene Ontology annotation, molecular function: chitin binding. NCBI's taxonomy places the organism in Eukaryota, Metazoa, Arthropoda, Insecta, Diptera, Tephritidae. The record is from RefSeq and is a predicted model, not a curated record. Gene Ontology annotation, cellular component: extracellular region.